This is a messenger RNA of Ilyonectria robusta, 754 nucleotides long. RefSeq lists its product as uncharacterized. The record is from RefSeq and is a predicted model, not a curated record. The coding region runs from base 253 to 681 and encodes 142 amino acids. The transcript has a single exon. Lineage: Eukaryota; Fungi; Ascomycota; Sordariomycetes; Hypocreales; Nectriaceae.
AGGGAGGUGAGGGCAGACCCGCGUGCUCAAGUGUCUUAUAUGUGACCUGGGUUAAAUGUCUUGACUAGGAGAGGCUAAUAGAGAUGGAUGGAUAUUGGGGGUCCGUCCAUCCAGGCCAUCCGGGCUCAACUGGCUCGGGCAGGGUAGCAUCGUGAGGAGCAUGCGCAGGGACAAGGGCAUAGUCGUGGACACGGGCAAGGGUGUGAGUGGUGGUGCCGAGUCCGAACCCAAGGCCGACGCCUCCGUCGUCGGAUGGAUGCCGGCGUCUGUCUCUGGCUUGUUGCCUGUGGCUCUGUCUCUGGCCGUGUCUCUCUGUCUCUCGGACGAAGCGCCACUGAUGGCGGUGGAGCCAUCCAUGAUCGACGCAGCGGAACGAGCGAGCAAGGGACAGAACAGACGUGCAGGGGCGUCCAGGGGAACCCGCCAUUACCAUUGGCCGCGGCGGUGCAUUGCGUUUCAACCGGGGGCGUUGGGCAUCGGAUGGAUUGGGGCGGACUCGGUGGAGUGCGUUUGGAGUGUGUGAGGUUGAGAGUGGAGGAGCGCUUGACCAGGCAGGUGGUGGUGAUGGCACUCUGGCUGGGAUGGUGGCCAGCUGUGCCACUGAGGUUGCAGCAGAUGCGAACCGACGGCGUGUCUGUCACCAGAAUCGGCAGACGCAGAGCGCAAUUCGACAAGAGAUGAAAAGGAGAACAAUGUGAGAACGACGAGGGAAAUCACGAGGGCACAGACAAUCACCACUUUUCCAUCUCGAAGC